This is a messenger RNA of Hylaeus anthracinus, 1059 nucleotides long. RefSeq lists its product as uncharacterized. The transcript has a single exon. Bases 1 to 1059 code for a protein of 352 amino acids. The record is from RefSeq and is a predicted model, not a curated record. NCBI's taxonomy places the organism in Eukaryota, Metazoa, Arthropoda, Insecta, Hymenoptera, Colletidae.
AUGCAAGAAUAUAUUGAUAUGGGACACAUGUCCCUUGUUAAUUGCGAAACGGAGGACGGUUAUUACCUUCCGCAUUAUGCGGUAACCAAGGUGAGUAGUGUUACCACCAAGGUGCGCGUAGUAUUUGACGCGUCGGCAAGAACACACAAGGGCAUUCCUUUGAAUAGCGCUUUAAUGGUCGGUCCCACCAUUCAGCUCGCGCUUUUUGAACAACUGUUGCGAUUCCGCUCACAUGUUUAUGUUUUAACGGCCGACAUUGAAAAAAUGUACCGGCAGGUCUUGAUCCAUCCCGAAGACCGUUUAUACCAACCCAUUCUGUGGUAUCAUAAUGACGAAAUCAGGGUUUGUGGACUCAAUACCAUGACUUUUGGCGUAUCUUCUUCUGCGUUUCUAGCGAUUCGUACAAUAUCUCAGCUAACAGACGAUGAAAGUACGAAAUUUCCAUGUGCUUCGCAAAUACUAAAACGCAAUUUAUAUGUAGAUAACUUAUUAAUGGGUGCUAAUUCUCUUGAAGAAAUAUUACAAAUUCGCAACGAAGUAAUUGAACUUUUAAGGAGCGGCGGUUUCAACAUGCGUCAAUGGGCCUCUAAUCACCAUCACGCGUUCGAUAAUAUUACUGAAAAAAUGUUCGAUCUAGACCACGCAAUCGAAGAAAAUCCGAUAUUAAAAACACUAGGAGUUGUUUUGAACUCCCAGUUAGAUAAAUUCAUUUGCACCGUAAAUUCAAUCGACUUAUCCAUCAAAAUUACCAAACGGAGUAUUCUGGCUAAUAUCGCAAAAAUUUGUGACCCAUUAGGCUUGCUAGGUCCUAUUAUUUUAUCCGCAAAGCUGAUAGUGCAAGAUUGUUGGAAGAUUAAGAUCGAUUGGGACGAAGUGGUACCCCAAGAAUUGUAUUCUAGAUGGAGUGUGUACGCUAGACAACUCGAGUUCAUUCGUGAUUUGAAUGUUGACCGCCGACUUUUAAACGAAAAUCCAAUUCAAAUUGAGAUCCAUGGUUUCGGCCACGCUAGUAAGCGUGGUUACGCUGCAUGUCUGACGGAUUCGUUCUUGUUCGUCUAG